CUCUGAUCCUCACACUGCAGCCCUUACUGCAGCCAUGCAAGCCCAUAAAGGUCUCCCAGCAGUUUACCUGGUGGCAAUUAUUUCUGGAGCAUGUACACUGUUGCUGAUCGGUCUGGCCUUCGUGGCGUUGUGGUACUGCAAGUUACGAAAGAAACAGAUCUCCAUGGAGUGGUCGCACGAUUCUGACAGCCCUCCGCACAUGGUCAGUUCUGGCAGCUUGGCAAUCAGCCAGAGCACACCGAAUCUAGCCGAGGAAGCCAGGAAGUCCGGCAGUUCAUUUCCCUUCAGAAAAAAUCUGUUCAAGUCUGCGUUUCGGCAGUCCACUUUACCCACAGUCCCCCAGCGCCAUCUAUCCUUUCAGAGGCAACUUUCUCACAAACUUGACCUGUCCAACAUCGAGUUUACUGUACAACGAGUCAAGCACAAGGAACAACCUACGCUGGGCUCAAUAAAACCCGAACUGUACAAGCAACCCUCUACAGACAGUGUCAAGUCAGAACACAUGCCCUGUGGGAAAUUCCACUUCAGUUUGAAAUACAAUCAUGACUUGGAGGGUCUUGUGAUUAAUGUGAUCAAAGCUGAAGAUCUCCCCGCUAAAGAUUUCUCUGGCACGUCCGACCCCUAUGUGAAGAUGUACCUGCUUCCAAACAGGAAACACAAAUUCCAAACAAAAGUGCACAGGAAAACGUUGAACCCUGAGUUCUACGAAACAUUUAUCAUCAAUGUGCCCUAUGUUGAACUCACGGGCAGAACUUUGCAGUUUAGUGUGUACGAUUUUGAUCGUUUUUCACGCCAUGACUUGAUCGGUGUAGUGCUUGUGAGGGACUUGCUGAAUGAUAAAGAUCUGACUAAAGAGACGUUCUAUGUUCGAGACAUUUUGUCAGCUCACCAGGAGAAGGUAGACUUAGGUGAAUUGAUGCUCUCACUCUGCUACCUUCCCACGGCUGGGCGAUUAACUGUGACCAUUGUAAAGGCACGCAAUCUGAAGGCAAUGGACAUCACAGGCUAUUCUGAUCCUUAUGUGAAGGUGUCACUGAUGUGUCAAGGGAAGAGAAAAAAGAAAAAGACGUCUGUGAAGAAAAACACAUUGAAUCCUGUGUACAACGAAGCCAUAGUGUUUGACGUACCCCAGGAGAAUGUGGAGGAAGUGGGAUUGAUCAUUAAGGUUAUUGAUUAUGAUAGGAUUGGAAACAAUGAGAUUAUUGGUUGCUGUGCUGUUGGCCCAGUGUACUGUGGUCCGGGAAGAGAUCACUGGUUUGAAAUGCUGGAGAAUCCACGCAAGCCUAUCGCCCAAUGGUAUCCCUUAAUUGAGACCAUUCCAGGCGCGGCCAAUCUGCCAGAUACUCCCAAUGGGAAAAACAAAAUGAGGCUACUGUCAGAAACCAGUGAAGCCAGCAGCGUGGCCUAAAGACUCGUACAGACAAAACCUGGUUUAUUGUGCUGCACACAUGAUCAAUAAAUUUGCCACCAAAUACUAUACCUUUUGAACGAGAUGGUCUCUGGCGGAUGUGUGGAAAGCUAAGGCAAAUUAACACAUGCCUAAAAACAUGCCCGUGCAUUAUUUAUUUGAACAGACGGAGAGACAGACAGACAAGUGGAUUCCUCGUGACCCUAGUAACAGUUCAGUCCUGGCAAUUGACGUCACUAGGGUCCAUGUGACACUGGAGUGAGAUAUUGCAGCCAGUUGCCAUGGCUCAGCUAAUGAAGUGUUUGAUUGGACAACUCCUGCCGUCCUUUCUAAGAGUUACGCUGUGAAACAGAUGUCGAAAUUCAGUGAAUAUGUUGGAGAAAAAAGGAAAGAAAAUUGAAAUUCGACACAUUUUGUGUCAUCUCGGCUUUUGAUGAAAUAUGUCUGAGCCUCAUUUGGUUGUGAGAAUGACAUAAACUCUAGGUGAAUUGUUUACAAAAAAAAUUCUAAAGUGCUAGCCUGAAGGAUGGAAAUAAUGACGGCUAAAGUAGGACAUCUGAGAUUGCAAUGGAGUUUUAGAAGUUACUGAUAGGAGAGGAAAUCUUAUACACAUGGAAAUUUAUCAGGUCUUUGUAUCAGUUUGAAUUUAAGGUUGUCAUAUGGAGACAAUGUCAGUGCCAGCAUAAUUUGACAU
Messenger RNA from Liolophura sinensis, 2102 nucleotides. Its product is annotated as synaptotagmin-6-like. Gene Ontology annotation, biological process: calcium-ion regulated exocytosis. Gene Ontology annotation, cellular component: plasma membrane; exocytic vesicle. Gene Ontology annotation, molecular function: phosphatidylserine binding; calcium ion binding; SNARE binding. The record is from RefSeq and is a predicted model, not a curated record. NCBI's taxonomy places the organism in Eukaryota, Metazoa, Mollusca, Polyplacophora, Chitonida, Chitonidae.